AUGUAUCGAUCCAUCCUCUUAUUUGCGACGGCAAUUCUACCCGCUAUUGUCGGAGCCCAACAAUUACAAGACGGCUCAAUUGUUCCAUUCUCAUCCGGCCUUCCAUCGUGUGCCUCGCAAUGUGGACCUCUUUCCGAUGUUCAAGGGGCUUGCAUUCCUCCAGUUACGGCCGAUGUCUCUAGCUCUUGUUUUUGCGCAGAUUCUAGAUUGACGCCUUUCCUUACUGGAACCUCUGGGGUAUCUUCUGUGUGUGGUGCUGCAAGCUGUACGUCGGAAACGGAUUUACAAAGUAUCGAGACUUGGUACCAACAAUAUUGCAAUACGCAAUCGGCAUCGACUACUACAUCGAGCAGUGGAAGUUCUGCUACUUCGUCGAGUUCAUCGGGGUCAAGUUCAGGUAGCACAAAUCAAUCUUGGUUCUCUAGUCAUGCGAAAUGGGUUGCAAUGCUUAUUGUACUUGUUGUUGGAAUAACACUUGCGUGGCUUAUCGCAUUCUAUUUCCGAAGACGAUAUCUUCGAAAGAGGGAAAAGGAAAUUGAAAUGAGACCACCAGUUGCUUUGGGGCCGCAUCAACUUCAAAAUACAACAGAUGGAUACAGAUAUGGAGAGGGCGCUAUUAAUGCUGCUGAAGGAGGACACCAUAAGGAAGCUACUAGGUCAACCGUGACAUCUACACCAGCAGAGGCAACGAGAGGCAAACGGGAAAGUAAGAGUCUCCAGAAAAAGCAAAGAACUUAA
This is a messenger RNA of Botrytis deweyae, 738 nucleotides long. RefSeq lists its product as uncharacterized. The coding region runs from base 1 to 738 and encodes 245 amino acids. Lineage: Eukaryota; Fungi; Ascomycota; Leotiomycetes; Helotiales; Sclerotiniaceae. The record is from RefSeq and is a predicted model, not a curated record. The transcript has 2 exons.